CUUGCACAGUGCACGCCUCACCUUGCAGAGCACUAAACCUCCACUACGGUUGCACUAAAUCUUGAUCCUCCCGCUUCGCUUCAACUUCUCUCUGCUAUCUACUCACCUCCUCCCUUGCUCCGCCGGUCUGCCCUGGGUGAUAGCGUACGUGUCUAGUCACCCGACACGAUAUGCCCUUCUCGCCGUCUUUCUCCUGCGCGCCGAACCGCCUUGGCUGAACGAGCCCUCUUCCGUCCCACGUCGAAACCCUGUGAUGCCCUCCCUGGCCCCGGUCUUCGACUGUAGAUAAACAAACAAACAUGGCUUCCUCUCCGGAACAAUCGCGCCCGGCCUCACCGACGCCGUCCCAGCUCCCGCCCGUGCCCGGCUCUCCCGUCUACUCCAUCGCAUCUACGGCGAAUCCUCUGUCCCAGUUCAAUUUGCCGCUCCCGCCACCGCCGCGGCCCGCCCACGCCGUCCUCUCCAAGGCCGACCUCGGGCUGUCCCAGCAGGCCUACUCCGAUCUCCUCUCCUCCGCAAAGGCCUACCGCCUCGCUCUCGCCAGCCUCUCAACUGCUGCAUCAACGUUCGGCUCUGCCCUCGAAGCAUGUGCGCGACUCAAGGAAGCCCGCGCCGAGCCUAUCGGUCCGUCCGGCGCGACCAACAUGACGGCCAGUUUUACGACUAAGGGCUCAUGCACCGCCGAUAUGCUCAUGUCUGCCUCGGGCGUUCACCACCUCGUCGCAAACCACCAGCAGAUCCUCUCCGAAACCGUUUACCGCUCCUUCGAAGUGCCCCUCCUACACGACCUCGAUAAGUGGCAGACUGUUAUCGACGAUGAGGAGGAAACGUACAAGCAGAAGGUCAGGGCGCAAAGCAAGGAGAUCAAGCGCCUCGAAAAGGAGGGAAUGAAGCUGCACAAGCAGCGGAGGCGAGACGUUGCACGCUUCCGGGCGCAUUUGGUCGAGCUGACCACGAAGCUGGACGGUCUGACAACGUUGCACGCAGACCAUGCUCGAACGCUGCUGAGGGAAAGCCAGGAGACGAGCGGGAGGAUUGUCGAUGCUAGUUGCAGCUUGGUCCGGGCGGAGGUGGACAUCUUCGAAAGCCUGGCGAGGAAGGGCUGGACCGGUGGCGGCCUGGACGAUCUGCUGGAGAAGGGCCAGGACCUGUUCGCGACUGAGGACGACAACACAAGCUAUGGCGGUGCUGGCGGCAGCGCUGAGACGGCUAAGCUCUUCUCCAUACUGCCCCCCAAGAGUAUCCUCCCCGACUCGGGGUCUGAAGUAUCCAGACCAGGCCACGCCAGGAGCGACAGCCUGCUUGUCGAUACGGAGCGAUACCAAUCUCUUGCGGCCCUGGCCACGGACUCAAAACCAAGCGGUGGAAGCGGCGGUGGCGGAGACAGCGACAGCGUCUUUUCGUCUGACUUCAACAAGCCUCGCAACGCGCGCCCCUUUUCACCGCAGCCUAUCCGCCGCAUCCCCACCGACGUCACCUUCGAUUCUCUUGGAGCUGGGUUCGGAGUGGUAGAUCCCGGCAGCACUAACGACGACAUUGACGAUCUUCCACGAGCCGAUUUGCUCCUGCCAGUGGCCGAGGCCGAUGAUGCAGACGAGGAAGACGCACUUCUCAAGAAUGGGAACGAGCACGAUGAACGAAACGAAGACGGGCACGAGGAGGAUCUACGAGGCCGGAUCUCGCCUGAACCGGAGAGGCAAGGGACAAAAUCACCAGAGUUCAUCACGGAUGAGAGCUCCCCCGAAGCUGCGUGGGGUGGGAGCGUCGAGGAUGCCAGACACUAGUUUGAUGUAUGGGGCGCGCGUUUGAGUUGUACUGGGUUAUAUCUGUCGGCGUUGAUGUGGACAUGUUGGAGGCAUCCUGAUCACGGUGCGGUACGGCGUGCACUGGUAAUAGAUUUGCAUA
Ilyonectria robusta is the source of this 1905-nucleotide messenger RNA. RefSeq lists its product as uncharacterized. Gene Ontology annotation, cellular component: fungal-type vacuole membrane. Lineage: Eukaryota; Fungi; Ascomycota; Sordariomycetes; Hypocreales; Nectriaceae. The transcript has a single exon. Gene Ontology annotation, molecular function: phospholipid binding. Gene Ontology annotation, biological process: vacuole fusion, non-autophagic. The record is from RefSeq and is a predicted model, not a curated record. The coding region runs from base 300 to 1784 and encodes 494 amino acids.